AUGGAUCUUGUAAGUAGAAGAUUCUUGAUCCACUUUUCACAACAUGGGUCAGAAUCACAAUCACAAGCUAUUUCUCCAAUACCAAGUACUUCAAGUUCAAUUUUUCAUCAUUCUAGCACAAGUUUUCCAAUUAUCGCUAUUGCGAUAAUUGGAAUCUUAGCAACAGCUUUCUUGCUUGUUUCCUACUACAUCUUUGUAAUCAAAUGUUGUCUCAGUUGGCACCGUAUCGAUCUUCUCCGUCGAUUCUCACCGUCUCGAAGACGACAAGAUCCGACCACAAUAUACUCACCGGGGUUAGAGCCUCGCGGCCUAGACGAGGCCGUGAUUAGGUUAAUCCCGGUGAUUCAUUUCAAAACAGAAGAUGAAAAUAGAGAGUCUUCUGAAUGUGCUGUUUGUUUGAAUGAUUUUCAACAAGAUGAGAAGCUUAGGAUUAUACCGAAUUGUAACCAUGUUUUUCAUAUUGAUUGCAUUGACGUUUGGUUACAAAACAAUGCUAAUUGUCCACUUUGUAGAACAAGCAUUUCUUUGACAAAAGGAUACCAUUUUGAUCAAAUGCUCACACAACAAAAUCCUUAUUCAGUUUCAUCUCAAGAUCAAAAUUCACAUAAUGAUGAAGGUUUUGUUGUCAUUGAAUUGAGUAACAAUGAUGCAAUAGAGUUACCAUUACCAUUGCCAUUACCAAGAGCAAAUUCUAUUAGUCCUUCGCCGAGAAAAAGUCGAAAAAAGUUGCAUAAAUUGACAAGUAUGGGAGAUGAAUGUAUUGAUAUUAGAGCAACAAAAGAUGAACAAUUUUCAGUUCAACCAAUUAGAAGAUCUUUCUCAAUGGAUUCAUCAGGAGAUAGACAGUUUUAUCUUGCAGUUCAAGAAGCUCUGCAUCAACAAAAGAGGGGUGUCAAUGAAGUUAACAACUCCAUUGAAGGAUGCAGUGGUGGUGGAAGUGGUGGUUGUGGUGGUGGUGGUGGUGGUGGAAGUGGAAGAGUGAAGAAAUCAUUUUUUUUAUUUGGAUAUGGAAGUAGAUCUAGAAGUUCUGUUCAACCUGUUUAUUUAGAUUCUUAA
This is a messenger RNA of Vicia faba (fava bean), 1056 nucleotides long. The record is from the annotation of a GenBank genome assembly. Lineage: Eukaryota; Viridiplantae; Streptophyta; Magnoliopsida; Fabales; Fabaceae.